GAUCAGUAUUCAUUCAGAGGUUCGAAUAGAAGCAUCUCUUAUUUCCGCGAUACAAGUGGCAAGCUUGUCAGGCACGCGAACAUCAAUUAAAUUGUUUUAUUAUAUCAACGACGCGUAUACUGUAAACACUGAUUACGUGUUUUAGAUGCUAUACGAAACUAUUUAUACAUUAAUAGCCUUAUCAAAAUUAAACGUGCAAGGAUGCAAUACGUAUUAAUUUUGUAUCUACUCCUUGCUGGAAACUUGUAUUCCCAUCAAAAAUUAGCUGAGGGCUCUAAAAUACUUGCUGUGUACGCCUUUCCAGGCAAAUCGCAUUAUAUGAUGCACACAGCUUUGGUGAGAGAACUCGUCGAAAGUGGCCAUCAGGUGACCAUGAUAACAGCUCUUUCUCUGGAGAAAGAACAGCUUGGCAGCAACUACACAGAGAUCUUGAUAGAACCGGUCUAUGAUUUUUGGCACGAUGUUAAGCUGAACUUCGGAGCCCAGCAUUUGUUUGAGCUGACCCGCAUGAACAACUAUGACUUUUUAAAAAUGCUGGAGAUUAUCGGCAUAAAAACCACGGAACAUGCUUUACGGCAGCCCAAAGUUCAAGCCCUCAUUCGUGCUAAGCAGACCGACGGGGUCUUUGAUCUCCUCCUGGCCGAGCAGUUCUAUCAGGAGGCCUUCCUAGCCCUGGCUCAUAUCUACAAGAUUCCAGUGGUGACCACGAGUACGCUGGGCUACGAGAAUCACAUGAGCCAGAUGAUGGGAGUGAUCACCCCUUGGUCUUUCGUGCCGCACGGUUUUAUGCCCUUCACCGAUCGAAUGACUUUCCUGGAACGGGUGCAGAAUUCCUAUGAAUCCUUCUAUGACGAUAUGGACCGGUUGCUAAACUAUUUUCCCAAAAUGGAUGCGGUGACCGAGGAGUUCUUUGGCCCCGUUUUGGAUGAGGUGCCAAAGGUCAAGCACAUGGAGCGGGAAAUCUCGGUGAUGCUGCUAAACAGUCACGCACCGCUGACCACGGCACGUCCCACGGUGGAUGCCAUGGUGCCAGUGGGCGGCAUGCACAUCUAUCCGCCCAAAGCUCUCCCACCGGACAUGCAAGCGUUCCUGGAUGGGGCCACCGAGGGAGCCAUCUUCUUCAGCCUGGGCAGCAAUGUCCAGAGCAAGGAUAUGCCAAGGGAGAUGCUGCAGAUGUUCCUGCAGGUAUUCGGUUCCCUUAAGCAACGGGUGCUGUGGAAAUUCGAGGACGAGAGCAUUCGCCAGUUGCCGGAAAAUGUGAUGGUGAGGAAGUGGCUGCCGCAGUCAGACAUUCUGGCCCAUCGGAACGUAAAGGUUUUCAUCACCCACGGCGGAUUGUUUGGCACCCAGGAGGGAGUGCACUACGCCGUGCCUAUGCUGGGCAUUCCCAUCUACUGCGAUCAGCACCUAAACAUGAAUAAAGCCGUCUUGGAUGGCUAUGCCAUAAGUCUGCACUUCCAGUCGAUUACCGAUGAGAUCCUCCGACACUCCUUGCUCCAACUCAUCCAUAAUUCUACCUAUAAGGAGAACGUGCAGAGAGUCUCGGACAUAUUUCGGGAUCGUCCUCAGGAGCCCCGCAAAAGUGCCGUCUAUUGGAUCGAAUAUGUCAUCCGGCAUCGAGGAGCUCCCCAUUUGCGAUCCGCAGGCCUGGAUCUCAACUGGUUUCAGUUCUAUCUGCUCGACGUGAUAGCCUUUGUGGGCGUCAUUGCUUUGACUGGAAUCCUCGCCCUGGCACUCGCCAUUAGAUUGCUGAUGGGCAGUAAUAAAAAGCACAGAAAAGCUAAGAAGAAUCAACUUAGAAGUGCUCUACACAUAUUCCUCUUGAGCCUGGUGGCACUUCAGCAACUAGACUUUGGUACCAGCUCCCGCAUCCUGGCCGCCUUCUUUUAUCCUGGGAAAAGCCACUUUAUGAUGACCAAGGCCAUAAUCCAGGAGCUGGUAAAACAAGGACAUGAAGUAACUUUCAUCACUGCGUUCUCCUUGGCAAAGGAAAAUCUGGGAACGAACUACAAGGAAAUUUUGAUACCACAAUACGACUUCUGGCCUGAUAUUAAGGAGAUGACCAAUACCAACAGCAUUUUGGAGAUGGCCGACUUGUCAACACUUACCUUCCUGCGAAUUCCCAAUAUGAUGGGUGUGCACAGCACGGACUUUGCGUUCGAGCAGCCACAAGUUCAGGCCGUUAUCAAUGAGAAGAAUAAGGUCGGAAGGUUUGAUCUCCUACUGGCGGAACAGUUCUUUAACGAGGGUGCCCUCAUCCUUGGACACCUGUACCAGAUUCCCAUUAUUACCGUCUCGACUUUUGGCUUUGGCAACUAUUUUAGUCAGUUAUUUGGAAUAGUAUCCCCUUGGUCGUACGUCCCACAUGCAUAUAUGCCUUUCACAGAUCGUAUGACGCUGUGGGAGCGAAUAGAAAAUGUGGCUAUCAGUGCAGUCGAGGAUCUCACCAGGGAGUUCUCAUACUAUCCCGCACAGGAUGCCAUCCUAAAGAAACACUUCUCCAAAAUGCUUGAUAGAGUCCCAACUGUAAAGGAACUGGAGCGGAACAUCUCGGCUAUACUAUUGAACACCUACAUGCCACUGGCUUCGCCCAGACCCAUGGCCUAUAAUAUGAUCCCCGUGGGCGGAUUGCACAUUCAGCCGCCGAAGGGGCUACCCGAGCACCUUCAGAAGUUCCUGGAUAGGGCUACCCAUGGAGCCAUUUAUUUCAGCUUGGGCUCCCAGGUGCGCAGUGCCGAUCUCCCGCCCGAAAAGUUAAAGAUUUUCCUAGAGGUCUUUGGCAGUCUGAAGCAGCGCGUUCUGUGGAAGUUCGAGGAUGAAACUCUGCCCAAUCUGCCGGCCAAUGUGAAGGUGCAGAAUUGGAUGCCUCAGGGCGACAUCCUGGCCCAUCCCAAUGUUAAGGUGUUCAUUGCUCAUGGAGGGCUCUUUGGCACCCAGGAGGCGGUGUACCAUGCGAUUCCGGUGCUGGGCAUGCCCGUCUACUGUGAUCAGCAUCUGAACAUCAAUCAGGGCAAGAAGGCGGGCUAUGCCUUGGGCCUUGAUUACCGGACAGUCACGGUGGAAGAGCUGCGAGGAAUGCUGCUUGAACUGAUUGAGAAUCCCAAGUUCAGGAACAACGUGAAGAAGGCUUCUCGGGUGUUCCGCGAUCGACCCCUGAGCGCCAUGGACACGGCGAUGUACUGGAUAAACUAUGUGAUCGAGCACAGAGGAGCUCCCCACAUUGUGUCUGCUGGCGUGGAACUGCCCUGGUACCAGUUCUACCUGCUGGACAUUGUUGGCCUGGCUCUAGCUCUCGUUCUCCUGCCAAUUCUGGCUCUGAUCUCCAUCUGCCGAAGGAGUUCCAAAUCAAGGGGUACUCCAAAGAAGAAGACCAAGAGGAAUUAGAA
Messenger RNA from Drosophila rhopaloa, 3386 nucleotides. RefSeq lists its product as uncharacterized. Bases 202 to 3384 code for a protein of 1060 amino acids. The transcript has 9 exons. The record is from RefSeq and is a predicted model, not a curated record. Lineage: Eukaryota; Metazoa; Arthropoda; Insecta; Diptera; Drosophilidae. Gene Ontology annotation, molecular function: UDP-glycosyltransferase activity.